CUCUCCACCAGCACCCUCACCACCUCAAGCUCCCCGCCUCUUCUCCGGUCCCGCUGCAAGACUCCGCUUCUGUCUUGCAACUCCUCACGGCCUCCUUUCCCGACCCACCUUCUCCGACCCUCCGUUCUCCGUCAUCAUGGCUCGCGUCGGUGUGCCCAAGGACAUCGCGGCUGUCUCGCUGCCGAACCAGGGCUCCGUCAAGCUCUUCGGCAAGUGGGACGCGUCGGAGGUCGAGGUCAAGGACAUCUCCCUCACGGACUACAUCUCGCUGCGCAACGCCGUGUACGUGCCGCACACGGCCGGCCGCUAUGCCAGCAAGCAGUUCAAGAAGGCCCAGAUGCCUAUCGUUGAGCGCCUUGUCAACUCGCUCAUGAUGCACGGCCGCAACAACGGCAAGAAGCUCAUGGCUGUGCGCAUUGUUGCCCACGCCUUCGAGAUCAUCCACCUGCUCUCGGACCAGAACCCCGUCCAGGUCCUUGUCGACGCCAUCGUCAACACCGGCCCGCGCGAGGACUCGACGCGCAUUGGCUCGCAGGGCACUGUCCGCCGCCAGGCCGUCGACGUGUCGCCGCUGCGCCGCGUCAACCAGAGCAUCACGCUCAUCACCACGGGCUGCCGCGAGUCGGCCUUCCGCAACGUCAAGUCGGUGGCCGAGUGCCUCGCCGACGAGCUGAUCAACGCGGCCAAGGGCUCGUCGAACUCGUACGCCAUCAAGAAGCGGGACGAGCUCGAGCGUGUCGCCAAGAGCAACCGUUAAGCGCGCGUCAUUGCUGCUGCUACUGCAUUGCUCCUGUGCACAUGCUCUGUACUUGUGUGAUGAGAGGGAGGGAGAGACCUGGGUACGACGAUGGAGCGCCGGCGGCGGAGACGGCGAAGAUGAUCAGCUUUCAAUGUUACACUGCACCCCAUUGCUCGAC
This is a messenger RNA of Tilletiopsis washingtonensis, 917 nucleotides long. Its product is annotated as ribosomal protein S7. Gene Ontology annotation, cellular component: cytosolic small ribosomal subunit; ribosome. The record is from RefSeq and is a predicted model, not a curated record. Gene Ontology annotation, molecular function: rRNA binding; structural constituent of ribosome; mRNA binding. Bases 137 to 757 code for a protein of 206 amino acids. The transcript has 4 exons. NCBI's taxonomy places the organism in Eukaryota, Fungi, Basidiomycota, Exobasidiomycetes, Entylomatales. Gene Ontology annotation, biological process: translation; ribosomal small subunit assembly.